GAUCUCGUUCUGUUUCCCAGCUGCCGCUAAUGAGCCCCUUCCUCUCCCACUUCCCCCACCUGGAGCCCUCCGCUCUCUGGAUUGCGGUGGCUGGGUGAAAAGCGGCCCUGGUGAGGUGUCGAACUGAAGCGUUUAGGCACGGAUUCAACCACGCAAGUGGCCUCCGGAGAUGCUCUGACCACCUCCCUUACCUUUACCUACUUUUGGAAUAGAGGAUGGCAUUCCCUGUGGAUAUGCUGGAUAAUUGCAGUCAUGAGGAACUGGAAAAUUCUGCUGAAGAUUACAUGUCAGAUCUAAGGUGUGGGGACCCUGAAAAUCCUGACUGUUUUUCUCUUCUCAAUAUUACGAUUCCUAUUAGCCUCUCAAAUGUAGGCUUUGUACCUCUUUAUGGUGGAUAUCAGACUCAGAAAAUUCUUGCUCUUUUUGCACCUGAGGACUCACUCACAGCUGUGGCAUUUUACCUUGCUGAUCAGUGGUGGGCUAUUGAUGAUAUUGUGAAAACAUCUGUCCCUUCCAGAGAGGGGCUUAAGCAGGUGAGAACUCUUGGGGAGAGAGUGGUUCUGUAUGUUCUGAAUCGAAUUAUUUAUAGAAAACAGGAAAUGGAGAGAAAUGAGAUACCAUUCCUGUGUCAUAGCGGUACUGAUUAUGCUAAGAUUCUGUGGAAGAGAGGAGAGGCCAUUGGGUUUUAUUCAGUUAAGCCUACAGGAAGCAUAUGUGCCUCAUUUCUUACCCAAAGCUACCAGCUGCCAGUUCUUGAUACAAUGUUUAUAAGAAAGAAAUAUCGAGGCAAGGAUUUUGGGCUUCAUAUGCUAGAGGACUUUGUUGAUUCCUUUACAGAAGAUGCACUUGGCUUGCGAUAUCCUCUGUCCUCUCUCAUGUACACAGCUUGCAAGGAAUACUUUGAAAAGUAUCCAGGAGACAAUGAGCUCCUUUGGGAAGUUGAAGGUGUUGGACACUGGUACCAGCGAAUACCAGUCACCAGAGCAUUACAGAGAGAAACACUUAAACUUACAGCAAUUUCUCAGAAUGAAGCUAAAAGACCCGUGUGUGGAGAAUAUGGUCUUGCAUCUGUUCCAGAAUAUGAAGCAGGAACUGAAGACAAUGAGUCUAGUGAGAUGCAGCUAACUAUUGAUUCUCUAAAAGAUGCCUUUGCAAGUACUUCUGAAGGUCACGAUAAAACACCUGUUUCCACUCGUACUCGAAGUAGUCAUCUGAAACGGCCAAAGAUUGGAAAGCGGUUUCAGGAUUCUGAAUUUAGUAGUUCUCAAGGGGAAGAUGAAAAGACUGCUCAGACUUCACCUACAGCUUCAAUAAACAAACUGGAGUUUGCUGCACGCACAUCAGAGAGCUCCGAAGAGCUUCUGGAAGAAGAACCUGAACAGAGUGUGAUUGAAUUUGAGGAUGAAAGUGUUGAUAAGGAUGCUCGGCCUACACCAGAAACCCAGACAUGUCUAGAAAAGCAAGAUGGUGAAAAGGAAUCUGAAUUAGAACCUAUGAACGGUGAGAUAAUGGAUGAUACUCCUAAGACUUCACUUAUAACUGAAGAGGAGGACUCCACUAGUGAAGUUUUAGAUGACGAAUUAAAAUUGCAAUCUCUUAAUUCCAGCGAAGACUCUAUGAAUCUUGUUCCACUGGUGGUAGAAUCUUCAAAACCCCCUGAGACUGUUGCACAGGAUAAGACCUUACAUGUAACUGACUCAGAAAUGUUGCUAGAUGAAGGCCCAUCUGAUGAAAAGGGGCACCCUGAAGAGAAACUGCCAAUGGCUUCAAGAAAGAAAGCCCAUUUUGGGAGUUCAGACAGUGUUGCUACUAUCCCAAAUGAAGAACGAUCUGACAGUGGUUUUCCAAACUCUGUGAUAGCUGAAUUCUCUGAAGAAUCAAUCUCUGAAAAUUUAUCACCCAAUACUACUUCCUCAUUAGAAGACCAGGGUGAGGAGGGGGUACCUGAGCCCCAGGAAACAUCUACAGCUCUUCCCCAGAGUUCUUUGAUUGAAGUUGAACUUGAAGAUGUACCAUUUUCACAGAAUGCAGGACAGAAAAACCAGUCAGAGGAGCAGUCUGAAGCCUCUUCUGAGCAGCUGGAUCAGUUCACACAGUCAGCAGAAAAAACUGCAGAUAGCAGCUCAGAGGAAAUAGAAGUGGAGGUGCCUGUUGUAGACAGGAGGAAUUUAAGAAGAAAGGCUAAAGGGCAUAAAGGGCCUGCUAAGAAGAAAGCCAAGCUGACCUGAAGAAGAAAGGGAGAUGAUAAAUCCUCUUCUUUGUAACAUAAUUGUUGUUUUUAAAAUAUAAUAAAUAGCAUGGGGCACAGGGCAAAAAUUCCAAAAUUUCAAUUUGAACUUAUGAUGCCAGUUUUCCUUCCCCGUUUAGGACCUAGGAUUCACCAUUCUUUUUUAUUUUUCAGGCUGUUUUGUGUAAAUACAAUUUUUUAUUUUUAUUAACCAUAUUUCGAUUUUGGGAAACCAGAUCAUACUAUAUUUUCUUUAGUAGUUGGGGACAUCUGACCAUUAAUAUUUCAGAAGAUUAAAAAACUGAAAGUAGUAGGCUUUCCAUUACUUGUAAGGAUCACAGAAAUCUUUUAUACUAAGGGUUUUAAUAGUAAACUUGGUGAGAGUUCUAGAAAUUUUAUCUUAAAUAUCAAAACAAAUGGCCAUUUUUUUAAAUGUAGGCAUGCUUAAACAAAAACCAGUAAGUUAGAAUAAAUAUACUUCAACUGAGAGCACAAAUAUGGCAAGUUAUGGUCAAAGGUUUAUGAAAGUGGUAUUCUGGCCUCUUAAUUCUUAGCUGUAUAGUUACGGUUUCUUCCUUUGACUUCAAUGUCUGGUUAAAGGUACAAAAGGUACAAAAUCUAUUUCCAACUCACUCUAUAACAUCUGAUACUAACAGUAUGCUAGAGAUUUACCUCUGGCCUGUGGCACUAAUAGAAUUAUUUUAAAAAUUACAUUUGAAGCAGGGUACUACACUUUUGUCCUCACUCAAUUAACAUGUAUACUUCAGAAGUGUGAAAACUUCAGAAGUGUUACGAGUUUUCCUUAAUCUUGCUACUGCCUUUAUUCUAAAAUCUUAUUUAUAUUCCCCUCAGGUUUCAUCCACUUCCCUAACUCAUAAGAGUGAUUCUUGUCAAAAGAUCUGCCUGCCUGCCUGCCUUCCUGCCAGCUUAUGUCCUUGGCAUCCAUUUUUGGGUAGGUUUGGAACUGUGCCCCCACAAUCUUAGACCUAGAUGGCAGGAAUAACUCUGCCCUAGAUGCUGUAGUUAAAAAAGCUUCAGUCAAAUUGGAGGCUUUGGUUGUCCCUUUUGUCUUGUUCAUCUUAUUUGUUCUGUGAGCACAGGCUAUGAGCUAGUCUUGUGUGUGUGCAUUGUGUUGCCUUAGCAAAGGCCUUAGUCUAGAAAAACUUAAAAAAAAAAUCCCUCUAUUGCUUAUUUUUGUGAUUUAUUAAAAAAUGAACAAAAUUGUUAUUCUUUGACUCCAAAGAGAAUCUUGAAACAGUCCUUCUCUUUUUGUGUGUAUUCAGAUUUGCAUAUAAAUCAGAGAAUGCUUUGAGACCAUUUAGAAUGUUAUAAAACAGCUUGGUUCUUACAUGAGAAAACAUUUUACAACUUUGUGUCAUUAUUUGAGGUGCUAAGGAUUGAGGUUGAAGGUUUUUUUGUCUACAGUCAGGUAAUGUCAUUGAAUUUCAUUUUGUGAUGCUGAUAUUUUAGAAAGAUCUAAUAAAUUGAGUUAAAUAUUUGAAUAGGCAAAAUAGCAAACUCUCUUAUUCAUGUACUUGUAUCCUUUACAUUUUCUUUAUUGGUUAUUUCACCUUUAUUCACAUUUCACUUCAAAUGAAAACACUUCAACCAUUUUCUCAACAAAUGCUAAUUAAGUGAAAGUAAUACUAGUUUAUCUAGCAAAUGUUUAUGCAGCUUUCUGUAUUUUGUGAGAAACUUUUGUUAAUACCACAAUUGGGGAAAUAAAGAUUUAGCAUAUUCUUAACCUUUCCAUUUUUAAUUUCUUAAGAUUAAAAAACCUAAAGCUAACACUUUUUACUUGGAUGGUUCAUUGUUCUCUUAAAAUACUUUAUAAAGGUGCAGUUUGAGAAGACUGAGCUUACUGACAAUUCUUGAUGUGUGAAUAUAGUUGCUGAGUUCACAAAAAAGGUUUAUUUAUUCAUAUAUGAUCACUGGGGACAAACAGUAUAAACUUAUACUAGUUAAACCUGUUAGUUUAUUCUUAAACAGGAAGAGCAUUUUGAACACUUUUAAAGCUUCUUGUUCAGCUCACAAAACUUUAGUUACGUAUCAGUUCUGACAAAAAAUAUUAUUUUGGUAUAGAUGGUAGAGGAGAAAAUGUUAGGUUACAUGGAAAAACCUGACUUUCAUGUUCAGUAAAUGAGUUCUAUACUUAGUGUAGAAUUUACAACAAAAUUUAUCCUCAAAAGAAAUCUAAAUAAAACUCAGAUACUCAUAGUUUUUUACAAGAAAUUGAAAGGACUCAUAAUUAGAGGACUGAAAUCUGAUUUCAGUCAGUCUAGUUGUUGAGCGUCCAGUCAUAUUCUACAGUCCUUUGUGAGCUGCUUUUUUAUUUAGAAGUCUUAUUUAUGGAGAAGGGAAUUCACUUCAGUUUGUGUAAAUAAGUAUGUAUUUCCUUGUGUAAUAUAAAGCAGUUAUUGGCUAAAUUUUAGUUCUAUGUUCAAGUUUAUUCAAUUACUAGACAUCACAGAAAUAUAUUUAAGAAUUUAUUAUAGAGCUCCUCUACAACUUUCAAAGGUGAGAGGGUCUAUUAUGAUUUUUUUAUAAAAUCAAAUAGCAUGACAGAAUGUCAGUCUUCUAUUUAAAAUGUGUCUAUAUUCAAUGGUGUUUCCAUUCAGUGCAGAGAAUUAUGGCAAAGAUAACAACUACUAGUGAUGAAUGGUUCAGUUAGCUGACCACCAGAAUACUAUAUAAAAUGGUUUCAGUGACUUUAGAAAGGUAUCUUGGAGGUUUAUGAUUGUAUCAAAUUGAAUCUUUACCUAAUAUCUAAGUGUACUGCUCUUAUGUUCUGCUUUACCCUUAUGGAUUUCCUUCCAAGGUUUGGUCACACCAGCAAACUGAAACAGAUCUUAAUGUAAAUAAUUUAUAUAAACAUUACUCAUCGGUGUAACAGUAUUUUAGAAAUAAAUUUCUGCCUGUAUGUCCACUAGUAGCAAUAUAUUUUAAGGUGUGAUCCAGAUUUUCUUGGGUGUGAUUAAAAAUGUUACUUUCGUUUGUAUACUCAGUAUCAAGCUUUCUUUGUACAAGAUAAUUUGCUUAUUUUUGGUUCUAAAAAAUAAGCAAACCUCAGUUCUGUAGUAUCCAGUGCUUAUCUUUAGUUGAUAUUUUUCUUUCACUUUCCAAAAGUUAAGUCUUUCACACAUUACCCAUUUCUGUUAGUGGCAAAAUUAUUUGUUAAAAUCUAAUUGUAAGAAAGGUUCAGCUUUUGUCAUUCUUAAGUAAUAACACACUGGGUAGUCAUUUCCAAGGACUAGCCUUUCUUUUCCUAAGUAUCUAUGUGUUCUAAGAUUUCUGUUUGUAGAACUUAGAGAAGAUGUUACAUUAUUCAGAAUAGCAAGUCUUACUGAGGUACUCAUGUUUGUUUUCUUGGUAGUUUUUUUAAGUUUAAAAAUAGUCAUUAAACCUCUAUUUUGUGAUUGUU
Molecule: messenger RNA, 5648 nt
Organism: Manis pentadactyla (Chinese pangolin)
Lineage: Eukaryota; Metazoa; Chordata; Mammalia; Pholidota; Manidae
Gene: FAM169A
Product: family with sequence similarity 169 member A
Exons: 13
Coding region: 216-2228 (670 amino acids)
Source: RefSeq, a predicted model, not a curated record